Cynara cardunculus var. scolymus (artichoke) is the source of this 947-nucleotide messenger RNA. Its product is annotated as GTP-binding nuclear protein Ran1A. Gene Ontology annotation, cellular component: cytoplasm; nucleus. The transcript has 8 exons. Bases 127 to 792 code for a protein of 221 amino acids. The record is from RefSeq and is a predicted model, not a curated record. Gene Ontology annotation, biological process: protein import into nucleus; ribosomal subunit export from nucleus. NCBI's taxonomy places the organism in Eukaryota, Viridiplantae, Streptophyta, Magnoliopsida, Asterales, Asteraceae. Gene Ontology annotation, molecular function: GTP binding; GTPase activity.
GGUCUAGGGUAUCGCUAUUUUCAUACGCAGAAUCUGAACCAGCUUCCCUACUAUAUAACUCCCCAUUCAAACUCCUCUCUACUACGCCUUCAUCCCGCUCCUUCUCGUCAACGUAGAGCUUUCGAAAUGGCUUUGCCAAACCAACAAACUGUUGAUUACCCAAGUUUCAAACUGGUUAUUGUUGGCGAUGGUGGAACUGGGAAAACUACAUUUGUGAAGAGACAUUUGACCGGAGAAUUUGAGAAGAAAUAUGAACCGACAAUUGGUGUGGAGGUUCAUCCCUUGGAUUUCUUCACUAACUGUGGUAAGAUUCGGUUUUACUGCUGGGACACAGCUGGGCAAGAGAAAUUUGGUGGUCUUAGAGACGGAUAUUACAUUCAUGGUCAAUGUGCCAUUAUCAUGUUUGAUGUAACAGCCAGAUUGACAUACAAGAAUGUACCCACAUGGCAUCGUGAUCUUUGCCGGGUAUGUGAGAACAUUCCGAUUGUACUAUGUGGAAACAAGGUUGAUGUGAAGAACCGUCAAGUGAAAGCAAAACAGGUUACAUUUCACAGAAAAAAGAACCUGCAGUAUUAUGAGAUAUCAGCCAAGAGUAACUACAACUUUGAGAAGCCUUUCCUGUACCUUGCCAGGAAACUUGCUGGGGAUCCUAACUUGCACUUUGUUGAGUCUCCUGCACUUGCUCCACCAGAAGUCCAAUUUGAUCUUGCUGCUCAACAACUGCAUGAAGCUGAGCUUGCACAAGCUGCAAGUCAACCCCUUCCAGAUGAUGAUGAUGAUGCUUUUGAGUAGAGACAAGAAUCCUGCAUUUGGGAGAGGAUAACAAGAAAGCAAUUACUGUAAUUUUUAUCAUCUAUCUUUGUUUUACAUAUUUUUAUUCAAAAUGAUAAUGAUGAUUAUGAUGGUUUUGGUUGAAGUUUUUUAAUUCAAUUAAAUGUUUUCAUGAU